Kickxella alabastrina is the source of this 1819-nucleotide messenger RNA. Its product is annotated as pyridine nucleotide-disulfide oxidoreductase-domain-containing protein. The transcript has a single exon. The record is from RefSeq and is a predicted model, not a curated record. Gene Ontology annotation, molecular function: NADH dehydrogenase activity. Lineage: Eukaryota; Fungi; Kickxellomycota; Kickxellomycetes; Kickxellales; Kickxellaceae. Bases 167 to 1738 code for a protein of 523 amino acids.
AUUUCAAAGCCAUGCCAUGAAGUAAAUGUGCACAGAAAAAGGCAUAAUCUUAUAUAGGAGAGGGGGUCCAUCCGCAUCGACUAAAUGACCUUGCUUUCUGUUCAAUACCAUCACCAACACGAUAACACUUUUUCUUUUAUAAACUACCCUUUACUACAACAGUAAAAUGUCCGUCUGCAGAGCUAAAAACGUCACAGUCCAGCGCUCUGUGCGCGCUGCCACGCUCUCUCUACACAAGAUAUCAGCUGGCGCCAGAAUCGUCCAACGCCAGCACUUGUCUCAACCAGCGGUCAUCACUACAAACACUACAGCGCGCGUCCUCGUCAGCAGCAACAGUGUCCGCACAUACGCAUCUAUAGCGCCCGCAGCAUCAGCAAGCAUUGCGGCCAACUCACCAAAUAAAAAAACGCUUGUGCUGUUGGGAACCGGAUGGGGCUCGACCACCAUUCUCAAGAACAUCGACACCCGGCACUUUAAUGUGGUUGUAGUCUCCCCGCGCAACUACUUUUUAUUCACACCUUUGCUCCCCAGCUGCACCGUAGGAACCACAGAGAACAUAUCAAUUAUGGAGCCGAUCCGGCACAUUGUUGGCCGUCGUGGAAAAGACAUUCGCUUUUACGAGGCCGAGUGCACAGAUAUCGACACCAAAAACAAAGAGCUAGUGCUCGAACGCCGCCCGAGCGAAAAUGACACAAGCCUCAAAACCCAAGAGGCCACUCUGAGCAAAACGCGUAUCAACUACGACUACUUGGUGGUUGGCGUCGGAGGCACAUACAACACGUUUGGCACGCCGGGCGUCCAGGAAAAUGCCUUAUUUUUGAAAGAAAUGGGAGAUGCGAGCAAGAUCCGCCGCCGCCUCAUGGAAACUAUCGAGAAAGCGUCGUUUGAUGGAAUCUCUGAAGAGGAGCGCGAUCGUCUUUUGCACAUAGUGGUUGUUGGCGGCGGCCCAACGGGUGUCGAGUUUUCCGGCGAGUUGCACGAUCUGGCAGUCGAGGACUUGGCCAAGUGGGUGCCACACCUGGCCAAAAGGCUUAAGAUCACGCUCAUCGAGGCCUUGCCCACCGUUCUACCCUCGUUCGACAAGAAGCUCAUUGACUACACGCAGCAGACAUUCCAGAAAAACAGCAUCCACCUGAUGACCAAUACCACAGUCAAGUCGGUAGAGAAGGAGAGCCUGAAGGUCCGCGACACCAACAGCGGCAUUGAGACAGAUAUUGCGUACGGCACGAUUGUGUGGGCAGCAGGUAUCCGCGCCCGCGAGUUCGCGCACACAUUGCGAGCAAAGAUGCCUGACGUGCAAACCAACCAUCGCGGCUUGAUCAUUGACGACUACCUGCGCGUCCAGGGCGCACCUGACAUCUGGGCACUGGGUGACUGCACGGUGUCCAAGAAUGCGCCGCUGGCCCAGGUCGCUUCGCAGCAAGGGAAAUGGUUGGCCAAAGCACUCAAUGGAAUGACCAAGGAUAGCACCCAGCUGUCAGAUGUGCACAGCCACAUUGAGCGCGCCGCUAAGCCAUUUGUCUACUCGUCCAGGGGGUCCCUGGCCUAUAUUGGCGGUGAGAGGGCGAUUGCCGAGAUCCCGCUGCUCAAUAGAAGCAUCACUGCAGGUGGCCCGUUCGCCUCGCUUUUCUGGAAGUCCUACUGCCUGUGGGAGCUGUUCUCCGUGCGCAGCAGCAUGUCUGUGGCCACAGACUGGGCCAAACGCGCGGUCUUUGGCCGUUCUAUUAGCGUCGACUGAAUAAAAAGGCUUUGCAUGUAUGUAGUAUGUAUGUCGUGUGCCUUGCUUCUCUUAUUUCAAAAAUAAAUAAACAAACAAACA